Sardina pilchardus (European sardine) is the source of this 2816-nucleotide messenger RNA. Its product is annotated as sushi, nidogen and EGF-like domain-containing protein 1. Gene Ontology annotation, biological process: cell-matrix adhesion. NCBI's taxonomy places the organism in Eukaryota, Metazoa, Chordata, Actinopteri, Clupeiformes, Clupeidae. The coding region runs from base 142 to 1698 and encodes 518 amino acids. The transcript has 14 exons. The record is from RefSeq and is a predicted model, not a curated record.
UGUCCUGAACGUGUAGAUUUUUCUAAACGGAAAACCGUGGUCAUUUUGUCUUGCUCUUCUGUGUUUUGGAGUUUGUGUGUCCAGACGAGAGAGAAGCCACCUCUAGGCCCACGAAGACGUCGGUGCAAGUGGAAAAGGACCAUGAUGACUGCACUCUCAUUGACUCUCAUCAUGAUGGCAAUGAGUGGGAGUGCCACAGCCCUGGGUAUUUUUUAUCCGUUUGGAUCGGCUGCAGGUGAUACUUUCAGCAAUCGCUCACAUAACGGCAGCUCCCCUCUCGUUCCCCUGCUCCGCUUGUUCCCUUUCUUUGGUGGCGCGUUCCAGCAGAUAUACGUGAAUCACAAUGGAUACCUCACUUUUGACCAGUCACUCUUUCAAGGCGCAAGUCCAAGUCAGUUCCCUUUAUUCCUGAACAUUAUUGCCCCCUUUUGGGCAGAUUUAGACAAUCGUGAAAAAGGGAACAUUUCCUACCAGCAGUACACAACUGGUGAUGUUCUUCAAAACGCAACUCAGGACAUCAACUCCUACUUCCCCAAUGUGAAUUUUACUGCUACCUGGGUGUUUGUGGCCACAUGGGACAGGGUGGCCUACUUUCCAAACUCAGGAACAGAGACGACCUUCCAGGUGGUUUUGAUUUCUGACAGUAAUCUGUCCUUUAUCUUCAUGAACUAUGGUGACAUUGCCCCACCUUCAAUGGAGGUAGAGAUUGGAUAUGACAACUGGGAAGCCCACGGGUCUCUACGCACCUGCUAUCCAAACAACACCAUAGACGUAGUGAACUUGCACAGCUCCAGUAACAUCAAUGUUCGGGGCCGCUGGGCCUUUGCUACAUCCCUCCAGUCAGAGGGCUUCAGCUGUGGGUAUAGUAGUGCCCCAGGCAUUUUUUAUCCGUUUGGGUCAGCUGCGGGUGAUACUUUCAGCUUUCGUUCAGAUGACGGCAGCUCCCCUCUCAUUCCCCUGCUCCCCUCGUUCCCUUACUUUGGUCGCACGUACCAGCAGAUAUACGUGAAUCACAAUGGAGACCUCACUUUCAAUCAGCCACUCUUUCAAUACGUGCCUAAUGAGUUCCCUGAGAACUCGACGAGGGACAUUAUCGCCCCUUUCUGGAUAGAUUUAGACAACCGUGGAAAAGGAAGCAUUUCCUACCAGCAGUAUACUACUGGUGAUGUUCUUCAAAACGCAACUCGAGAUGUCAACUCCUACUUCCCCAAUGUGACCUUUACUGCUACCUGGGUGUUUGUGGCCACAUGGGAUAGGGUGGCCUAUUUUCCAAACACAGGAACAGAGACGACCUUCCAGGUGGUUUUGAUUUCUGACAGUAAUCUGUCCUUUGUCUUCAUGAACUAUGGUGCCAUUGCCCCAACUUUGCAAAAAGCACAGAUUGGAUACGACACCAUUGGCUCGUCCCACCACGUGUCUCUACGCACCUUCUAUCCAAACAACACCAUAGACGUAGUGAACUUGCACAGCUCCAGUAACAUCAAUGUUCAGGGCCGCUGGGCCUUUGCCACGUCCCUCCGGUCAGAGGGCGCCAGCUAUGAUGUCGUUGGUGUAAAACUGAAAGUUUCUUCUGCUGAAAAUCUCAGUGAGGAUGAGAUUGAGGAACGGAUUCUGAAACCAUUUGGAGACCUCCUAAAGAAGCGUGGAAUAGACGUCUCUGACAUACGCUUGCGAAGGUUUUACAAGACAGAACUCUGAGAGAAGGAUGGAGAGAAGAGGAUAAGAAGGAUGCAGGAUAUGGACCCAAACACCACCUCAACACCCUCAAACACCACCCAACAGUUCACCACUGGAGUUCACAUUCCACCCAAACACCACCCAACAGCAGGAGUCCCAACUCCUCACAAAUACCCUCAAACACCACCCAAAUAACCUCACCACACCACCCAAAUACCCUCAAACACCACCCAAAUAACCUCACCACACCACCCUAACAGCCACAGGAACACCACAAAAAACAUCCUGACCCUCAAACAUCACCAAAACAUCCUCACCCAACAUACUUUGCAUGUGACAUCAAAACUACUGGCUGGCGGGCAGGGACAUCAUUCUCCAGCAACAAAACCCAGCAAACUGAUCAAGGCCACGGCAGACAGACAGACAGACAGACAGACAGACAGACAGACAGACACACAGACACACAGACACACACACACACACACACACACACACACACACACACACAGAGACAUAGACACACACACACACACACACACAGACACAGACACAGACACACACACACACACACACACAGACAGACAGACAGACAGACAGACAGAAACAGACACAGACACACCCAGACACACACACACACAGACAGACCCACACCCACACACAGACACACACACACACAGACAGACAGACAGACAGACACACACACACACACACACACACAGAGACAUAGACACACACACACACACACACACACACACACACACACACACACACACACACACACACACACACAGACACAGACACAGACACAGACACACACACACACAGACACACAGACACACAGACAGACAGACAGACAGACAGACACACACAGACACAGACACAGACACAGACACACACUUGGGGCAGCUGUGGUCUACUGGUUAGGGCUUGGGGCUUGUAACUGGAGGGUUGCCGGAUCGAUCUCUGGCUGAAGUGCCCUUAAGCAAGGCACCUACUGUAACCCCUUACUGCUCCCCGAGCACCGCUGGUUGGGCAGGCAGCUCACUGCUCUGGAUUAGUGUGUGAUUCACCUCACUGUAUGUUCACUGUGUGCUGUGUGUGUUCACUAAUUCGAAUAAAUUGGGUUAAAUGCAGAGAAA